UUAGCUUGACGCAGCGGGGGAGUCCAAUGGAAGCCUUCGUCGCAACCCGGAGGAAACAAUCGAGUCCGAUUUAGAUUGAAAACAGGAGCCGAUCCCGUUAGAUGGCGUUAUAAAGUGUGUCUGUUCUCAACCGUCCGGGUCUGCGGUACUCUCCGUUGUGGUUCGAUCCCGCUGAUUUGCCUCUGAGGGCGUCUGUUCGGCCUUGUUUAUAUACUGUGCAGGGCAGCUGGGAGAGCCAGGGGAAGCAGGCCCGCCGGUCCUGUGCGAGGUUCGGGUCCGGAGAGUGUUUGUGCGGAUCGGCCCUUCAGCUCACCAAAGAAUAUGACCCAGAUGCAACAAUGACAUCCAGAUUCGGUAAAACCUACAGCCGCAAGGGAGGAGAGGGCACGUCCAAGUUCGACGAGGUUCUGUCCACCAAGAGAGGCACCCUUAGUACCAAAUGGGGUGACACCACCUACAAGGCCAAGGUGGGCUCCAAGCGCGCCGGCGCUCCCAAGAACGACUCUGUCCUGGGGGUUUACAAGAGGCCCCGUCCGUCCGGAGACGGCUUGGAGGAUCCGUUUGGAUUCGACAGCGACGAGGAAUCCAAGCCCGUGUCAUCUCGCAGCGGCAACAAGUCGUCGCCCGCCAAGCCGGCCUCAGCAGAGCCUCCCCAAGCGGAAAGGCCGGGCAUUUCUUUGGAUGCGGGGAGCAGGUCCAGCCUCCAGGGGGGAUCCCACGCUUUGGCGUCCGCUAGAGGGGCAUCAUGGCUGGCCAACGACCCGCCCCGAGUGCUGGAGGACACGGCUCGGUUCUUCAACAGCAGCAGUGCUAGCAUAGGGAAGUCCCAGCCGAGUUCCUUGUUGCCAGACAACCAGCACAGCUACUCGUGGUACCAAAACGCUUCUGAAAGCGACAAGAAGCCCCUGGCGCAGACCACCACCCUGAAGACAGGGUCCAAGGCAGAGUCCUCCUACGACUCCUGGGAUGCCAUCAUGGGUCUCCGUCCACCCUCGCCCAGCCAGGAACCUCGCAACCCCGCCCCCACGCUCUCUUGGGCUACGGCGGGCGUCACCAUGGGCAGCUGUGACGUAGGGCAGACCCGGCGUGAGAAGGCCCCCUCUCCUCCACGGCUCCAGAGCCCAAGCGAGAGCGAGGACUUUGGGGGUGACUCGGACUUCCUCGUCGAGACGUCAGACUACUCCCAGACAUCCUCCUCCUCAUCACUUAUAAGAAACACUAACUGUCGGACGUACAGGAGGCCUACCAAACACGGCUCUGGCAAAGCCUCGGACUCCAGCAGCUUUGCGAGCGCUGCUUUUGACACAGAUCUUCCCAAAACCUCAUCUGAUGGCAGUAAUAAGACGACAGGUGGAGGGGGACGAGGCAGGACGAGGGACUACACAGUGCUGCACCCCUCUUCCAUAUCGAUGUGUAACGUCACCAUCCAGGGCAGAGGAGUGGAAGAGUUUAGUAGUGAUGCAGCACCGUCUAGUGGUAGCAGUAGUGCCGGGUCUGGCAGUACGACAGAGCUCGGAGAGGCGGGAUGGCAGCGGAAGAAGACGGAACAACAAAACACAAGGUUCAGGCCGACCCAGACCAAGUCAAAGAAGGACAGCAAGCUGGAGCUGUUUGGUUUCGAAGACGCGGACGCCCAUCAGGAGGACACCAGCGCAACAGACAACGCAGACGGCGGAUCCAGUUACAAAAUCAAAUACUUUGGAUUUGAUGACAUGAGCGACAGCGACGGCACCGACGAUGACGACGAAUACGGCUCUUCAGAGAGGCGGAGGGCCAAGAAGGCUGCCGUCGCCAUGGGAACCCCGAUGGUUACAGUGGAGGAAAUACCGGAAGAUGAGCCGGAAGAUGAGAUAGAAGAUGAGCCACCAGAUCCCUUCGAGAGGCUGGAGAUUGAAGAAAGACCGGCACCCAAGGAGAACAAGAAACACUUUGCGAGACAGGAGAGCCGAAAACGAACAGAAGUCCUGGACUUCUCCGAGGACGGACUCAGAGUGGUGGCCGGGGCUACCAGGAGGCAAACUCAGAGCAAAGCUACUGAGAAGAACCCUGACUCCUUCCGGAGGAUCUUCAGCGCACACAAGAAGUCUCCCACCAAAGCUGUGUACAAUGCCAGACACUGGACGCUGGAGAAUGAAGAGGAGCCCCCUCCUCCUUUCUUCUCACGAUCACAGACCGCUCCUGCACCAGUCUCUGCAGGAGGAUCCAGUAAGGAGCCCAGCGAUGCUCACAAGGACGACGGUGUUUUUAAGGCUCCUCCCCCUCCUCCAAAGGUCACCAAGUGUGUCACCCUCCCCACAGAUCUCUACCAGGACACCGUCACUGCACUCAAAUGCCGCAAGGAGCACAAGGAGCUGUAUACAGUCGUCCAGCAUGUGAAGCACUUCAAUGACGUGGUGGAGUUUGGAGAGAACCAGGAGUUUACUGAUGACUUUGAGUAUCUGGCCACCGGUCUGAAGAGUGGACAACCUCUCAACACACGCUGCCUUAGUGUGAUCAGCCUGGCUACGCGCUGUGCCAUGCCCGGCUUCAGGAUGCACCUCAGGGCCAGAGGGAAGGUGGCUCAGGUCUUCAAAACACUUAAUGAUGCCCCGCAACACCCGAACCUGGCCCUGUGCACGGCGUCUCUGAUGUACAUCCUCAGUAGAGACCGAUUAAACAUGGAUCUGGACCGGUCAUGUCUGGACCUAAUGAUCCGGCUGCUGGAGCUGGACCAGGACGAGGACCAGGACCAAGUCCAGGACCAGGUCCAGGACCAGGUCCAGGACCAGGGUGGCAAGGCCGUGACGGACUCCACCGGCGCUCAAUUCAGCGCCAGGGAAAUCGCUAAGAUGAAGGAGAAGAUCAGGAAGCUCUGUGACACCGUGCACAACAAGCACCUGGACCUACAGAACAUAACGACGGGUCACUUAGCUAUGGAGACGUUAUUGUCUCUGACUUCAAAGCGAGCGGGAGACUGGUUCAAAGAGGAGCUGCGGCUACUGGGAGGACUGGACCACAUAGUAGAUAAAGUGAAGGAGUGUGUCAAUAACUUAAACCAGGAGGACGAUAAGGAGAAGCUGGUGUCGUCUCUGUGGGGAGCUGAGAGGUGUUUACGGGUGCUGGAGAGUGUGACAGUCCACAACCCAGAGAACCAGAGCUACCUGAUCGCCUACAAAGACUCAUCACUCAUCAUCUCCUCUGCAAAAGCGUUGAGUAGAUGUGAGGAGAUGAUCCAGCGUUACAGCAGGGAGCUGAACUCAGACGGAGCCGUGGUGGGGAAAGCAGUGGAGGACUGUAUGAGGGCCAUUAUAGGAGUCCUGCUUAACCUCACCCAUGACAACGAGUGGGGCAGUACGAAGACAGGAGAACAAGAGGAUUUAAUAAUGACGGCUCUGAACUGUGUUCUCAAAGUCCCUCAAUAUCUUCCUCAAGAACAGAGGUUCGACAUCAGAGUACUGGGUCUGGGCCUGCUCAUCAACCUGGUGGAGUACAGUGCCAGGAACAAGUACUGUCUGAUGGAAAUGGAGAUGGAGGGAGGUCAGGGUCCCUGCAACUCCACUGUCUUGCUGAACCCUCAGCACCAGGACAUCACCAGUGCUGGCCCACUGAGCGCCAUCGCUGCUCUUGUACAGCUGUUCCUCCAGCGGGAGCGGGCCGCCAUCCUGGCUGAGGCGCAGACAGAUGACCUCAUCAAGGAAACACCGAAGCCUGCGGACCAGAGCGGGCAGUGGCAGGAGACCGGCGGGGAGAUCCAGUGGGUCGCCAACGACAACAACAACGAGUCCGACAAGCAGGAGGACGCCAAGAAGAAGGAGAAGGACGAAGAGGACGAGGAGCUGGACCUCAACAAAGCUCUGCAGCAUGCAGGGAAGCACAUGGAGGACAGCAUCGUGGCCUCCUAUACAGCACUGCUGCUGGGCUGCCUGUGUCAGGGGAGCCCGUUGAAUGUGACUACUGUGAGGGACAACCUGCCAAAAGGAGAUUUCUCCAUCAUGACAGAAAUGCUGAAAAAGUUCCUCAACUUCAUGAACCUCACUUGUGACGUCGGCACCACAGGACAGAAGUCCAUCUCCCGGAUCAUUGACUACCUGGAGCACUGCUAGAGAGAAGCCUGUCUCACACACACCCCACACACACAAACACACACACACCACAACUAUCUCAUUCAUCUCUGUCAUCAUCAUCACCAUCAUCCUCAUCCUCCUCAUCUCUGAUUGAGUUCAUGGCUGGAAACCGCUGUUUGUUUCUUCAAACACAAAACAACCAUCAACAUCAUCAUCAUCUUCUUCUUUUUCCUCUCCGUGUUGUGACCAGACGUGCUCCUCAUCCUCCAGUUACAGGAACUUUCCUCCAUUUUCCCUAAACUGACUUCAGAUGGAUUUAACUCUGUUCUGACUUAUUGAGGGAUGUCGGCCCCGAACUCAGCUGUGAUCAGAUUUUAUUUAGAUACAAUUCAAGUCAGUAUUUAUUUUUUUUCCCACCCUUCCUGUAUUUAUAAAAGCUGCUCAGAUUGAUGUUUUUUUUAUUUUCUUUUUUGGCUUUUGAUACAUUUCCUUUGAAAGUUUCCUCACAGUUCAGCUCUCACCUGCUCACCCCCCCUCCCUCGUGAAAACACCCCGCCUUCGUAUCGAUCGGAGGCAGAUUGGAGUGGAGCUGCCAUUUUCUCCAGCCUGUCAUCAAAGCCUUGCACCCCUCCGCUCUGCCUUUGGAGCCGAUAAUCGCCAAAACAACUCGAGUGGUUAGAAGAAAAAACAACUACUGACCAGAAUAAUUGCUUUACACGCUGUGUUCUUCUUCUUCUUCUCUCUUCUCUUUUUGCUGCUUUGAUCUCUCGACUCUGUCGGAAGGAGGCAGUUUGAGGUAGAUAAAUCAAAAGUAUUGAUCUUUCCUCACCCAAGAGCACAGAAAUGGCAAGAGUUCAGACCCUGAAUUGCAGGCUUUUGUGACGUUAAGGUGGUAUUUAAGGUGGGACCGCCUGCUCGAGGUUUGUUUUUAGGUGUUUUAAUCCGUAUAGAACCAGAAAUCUUCUCUCUUCGCGCUUUUCUUUCCUCUUCAACCUCUGUAGCAAACUAGUGGAUUUUAAAUUGGUUGUCCUUCUCAUGCCGUUAUCGAAACGGGUGCUCCUCCCAGCAUGCCAAGCACCCCCUGGUCAGUCAGCACCCACCAACACACAGUCAGCAGUCAGUCAGCACCCACCAACACAGCUGAGACUAAAACACAAUUGACCCUUGAAGGUGUUCAAAUUCUCUGGGAAACUUUAAACGACUCCCCGCCCCCGUCCAAAAGUAGAAACUUUUUCCUUUCACAGAAUCGAUCGUCCUCUCACUCGACAACAAAGCUUUGUGUCUCAGUGGGAACCGAGCCCCCCGGACCAGAACCUGUCCUCCUUCAGGUCCUUUCAAUUACCGUUCGCGUGUGUGCUCGUCGCUCAUAGAAGAGCCUUCAAUUACAGCACAAAGGCAGCCGGGAUGCCCCGGUCCAAGAGGUGAAGACGUGCUGCUUUUCUUUAGUUUGAACCGAACCACCGGCCAAUACAGGCUUUCAGCCAUCAGGUUGAUACUUUUUUCUUCCUGUUGGGCUGUUUUUAGACUUCAGCUGUAGCUGUCAAAUCCAAAAGUUCACAGUUUGUAGUUACACUUCAUAAAAAAAUCCUCCUUUGAUCUUUUUGACAUCGUUACAGUUCCCUUAGCCUGCGUUUGUGUUCCCAGAAUGCAUUUCAGCAACACUAGGGGAAAGUUUGUAAAUUAAAAAUAGGUGUCCUUUCUGGUGGAUUUUCCCCCGUAUGUUGAUCGUUGAUUGGUCCAAAAUGGCGACUCAAAGAUGAAUUCUGUCUGGACUUCUGGUCUGCCUCAUUGUGAAACAUCUUUUGGUGUUUAUCCUCCAGCAUUACGCUUGUACACGCUUCUAAAUGCUUGUUAACGUUAAUAAGUUAUUAACAACAAUGUGGCUCUAACUAGAUAAAAAGUGAAUGUUGAUUUUAUUAAGUUAGUUUUUUUGAGUUUUUUAAUAUGGCUCCAAUGCCAAAAACACUGGAUCCUACGAGUCCCAUCAUGCAACUGGAUAGCGCCUUUGACAUUGUCAGAUGUUUUCAGACCAGAGACACAGAAGAACUGUUACCAAGACGAAUAAACUGAGUGCCCCUUUAAUGGCUUACAACUCAUUAAUAAAGGAUCCAUUACCUAUUAAUACAGCCAAUAGUUAUAGCGUCAAUCGGCCUUAUUAGAACGCGGUACCGACUGUUCUUCGCUCCGUCUCGUUCGCAGUGUUGAAGACGAGCUGGUGAGGUGAAACUCAGAGGAAGGAUGUAAAACAGGCUCUUAGGUUUAUGAUUGGAUGUUUCACUUUCCAAACACAACGAACGUGUUGACAAAAUGAAAAGUGACAAUGUUGUAAUUUAUUUUUUUAAUCACCUGAUCACAUUUUAAAGCUUUUGGUUAUCGAUCGUUUGUUCCUGGAACUUCUCCACAGUGUUCGGCCAUCAGGGCAGAACCAUAAAUCUUCCCCCAGACAGUCUGAGAAAGCCUGGAGGUCUUUAGUUGGUGUUUUCUGAUAGUCCAGGGUGGGACAGAGAUUGUUUGAUUUGAUGUUCCGAUUUGGAAAUGAAGAUAUAAUUGUAUAUUUUUUUGUUCUUUCUGAAUACAGACGAGUGCUGUCACAUUUCUCCUGUUUGUAAAGGUUUGAAGCACGUUGUCAUCGAGCAUGUUCAUCCCGUUAAUUUUCAUUUGCCUGUUCCUCUGUGAUCAUUAACACACACACACACACACACACACGCUGACACACACAGUUUAACCCUCACACUCCUUUUUUCUUUAAAGUUUACAAGAGCUUUAUUCACAGACGUCUGGAAGAAUGAAUGGAAGAGCUUUUUGUACAUAGUUCUUGUACAUAGAUUGAUUUCCUCACGUAGGAGGAGAGGCUGAUGGGUAAUGGGGAGGGUGGGAUUGUGGGUGGGGUUUGGGUGGAGCGGGUGGGUGGGGGAUUAAAUUUAAAUUUAGACCUGGUAGACUCUACUUUUCUGAAUCUGACUCUAUUUUUCAUUUUCUAAAGCCUUUUCUCCCGUCGUGUUGUUGUUUUGGACAGACAGACAGAGAGCUUCUUAACAAGCCAACUGCAGGAAAACUUGACCUUUGUACCAAUUUGCAGACUGAUGUCUUUGGUUACCUGUACAUAAUUUUAAAAUAAUAAAAAUUGCUACUUUCAGUA
This is a messenger RNA of Dicentrarchus labrax (European seabass), 7182 nucleotides long. It is a transcript of the gene waplb, whose product is annotated as WAPL cohesin release factor b. NCBI's taxonomy places the organism in Eukaryota, Metazoa, Chordata, Actinopteri, Moronidae. Gene Ontology annotation, biological process: regulation of chromosome condensation. The record is from RefSeq and is a predicted model, not a curated record. Bases 339 to 4082 code for a protein of 1247 amino acids. The transcript is spliced from 20 exons.